UUUUAUUUUUUUUUCUUUUCCUUAAUACACUUUCAGUGAGACAUUUGAACAAACAGUUUGUUAGCAAAUUGAGAAAUCUCAUAAACAACUUACCAAUUCAAUGGUAUGUUGAGUGUAUAUAUAUACUUCGAUUAGCUGUGCAGAACAGUUUAGCGGAGCGGCGGAUGCAAAACCCAUAAAAAAUUGGGAAAAAAUCGGAAGAAAAAGAUGUCUGAAGUGGAGAAAUUGUUGUCUAUGAAUAGGAAAGCUGCAGAUCGUUAUCUGAAGAGAGAAGUACUUGGUGAAGGUACUUAUGGUGUUGUUUACAAGGCUAUUGAUACGAAGAGUGGCCAGGUUGUUGCUAUCAAGAAAAUUCGUCUUGGGAAACAGAAGGAAGGGGUGAAUUUUACUGCUCUGAGGGAAAUCAAAUUAUUGAAAGAGCUGAAGGAUCCCAGCGUUAUCGAAUUGAUUGAGUGCUUCCCACACAAAGGAAACUUGCAUCUUGUGUUUGAGUUCAUGGAGACAGAUCUUGAGGCUGUGAUUCGUGAUAGGAAUAUCUUCCUCUCACCUGCGGAUAUAAAAUCUUAUAUCCAGAUGACAUUAAAAGGUCUUGCUUUUUGUCACAAGAAAUGGGUCUUGCAUAGAGAUAUGAAACCAAACAAUUUACUGAUUGGGCCUGAUGGGCAGCUUAAGCUUGCUGACUUUGGAUUAGCACGUAUAUUUGGUAGCCCUGACAGAAGAUUCACACAUCAGGUUUUUGCCCGGUGGUACAGAGCACCGGAGUUAUUGUUUGGUGCGAAGCAGUAUGGACCUGGAGUAGAUGUUUGGGCCGCUGCAUGUAUCUUUGCAGAGCUUCUCCUGCGGCGACCAUUUCUGCAGGGAAACAGUGAUAUUGAUCAGCUAGGGAAGAUUUUUGCGGCCUUUGGGACCCCAAAGCCUUCACAGUGGCAUGAUAUGGUCUACUUGCCGGAUUAUGUUGAGUACCAAUAUGUCCCUGGACAGCCAUUCAAAACACUGUUUCCAACUGCUACUGAUGAUUGCCUGGAUCUUCUGUCAAAGAUGUUUACUUACGAUCCAAAAGCUAGGAUCUCAGCGCAGCAAGCAUUGGAGCAUCGGUACUUCUCAUCAGGACCUCCACCUACGGAACCAGCUCUGCUUCCAAGACCUCCCCCUAAGCGAGAGCCUGGAAAUCCUAAGGUGUCAGAUCUUAAUCCACAUGAUGGUCCUGUGGUAUUGUCUCCACCAAGAAAGUCAAGAAGAGUAAUGCCUCAUCGCGAAGGAUUCGAGGCAAAUAUGCAUCCAGAAAAGAUGGAUGACCAUGAAAAUGAGAUCCAACAGGCUGCUGGUGAGAGGAGUGAACAAGUACCCAUGUCACUGGAUUUCUCAGUCUUUGGAAUGAAACCACCUACUAGACCGACCAUUAACAGCGCUGACAGAACGCAUUUGAAGAGGAAAUUAGAUCUGGAAUUCCAACCCGAAGAGGAAUAACAUAUCUUUCUGAUUAUUUUUUUUCAUCUGGAUGAAGGCUGCUAUAUAGUUUAAGGCCAUAAUUUUGGUGAACAAGGAGAAGAGUCUUUAUUUCAGGUAUACCGGUGGUACAUUAUUGCAUCGAAUGUGCCCUCCUUUACUUUGUUUUGUGCGAUGAUUGCCAAUAUAACGAUUGAUCUUGGAGAAGUACAUUGUUGAACCAUGGCAAUUAAGUUUACCUAGUUCAUUCUUUAUCGUCGAGAGGAUGUAAUUGUAAUGCGGGUAUACCCAGUCUAGCAUUCAUAUAAACUCAAUUUUUUUAUAUGCUUUUUGUAGAGAGACAUAAUUGAUAUUCGUCUGUUCGAGUUUAUAUCAAACUUGAGUUUGUAAGACAAUGCAUUGCUUUUGGAAUUGCUAGUUUUAAUUUGGUGGAUAUUGUCUAUGUAGAGAAAUCUUGAAUUUUUUA
Messenger RNA from Solanum pennellii, 1912 nucleotides. RefSeq names its product cyclin-dependent kinase D-3-like. Gene Ontology annotation, biological process: positive regulation of transcription by RNA polymerase II; protein phosphorylation. The transcript is spliced from 8 exons. The coding region runs from base 208 to 1467 and encodes 419 amino acids. Gene Ontology annotation, cellular component: transcription factor TFIIK complex; cytoplasm; nucleus. The record is from RefSeq and is a predicted model, not a curated record. Lineage: Eukaryota; Viridiplantae; Streptophyta; Magnoliopsida; Solanales; Solanaceae. Gene Ontology annotation, molecular function: ATP binding; RNA polymerase II CTD heptapeptide repeat kinase activity; cyclin-dependent protein serine/threonine kinase activity.